This is a messenger RNA of Medicago truncatula (barrel medic), 685 nucleotides long. RefSeq lists its product as uncharacterized. The record is from RefSeq and is a predicted model, not a curated record. NCBI's taxonomy places the organism in Eukaryota, Viridiplantae, Streptophyta, Magnoliopsida, Fabales, Fabaceae. Gene Ontology annotation, molecular function: DNA binding. The transcript has 2 exons. Bases 214 to 609 code for a protein of 131 amino acids.
GGCGAAGUGAACCCAAAGUUUCUUGAAGAAUUCGAUGAUUUGAAUCCAGUUUGGAAUCUCAUAGAUGUUAAUGGAAAAAGUCACCAUGCAACUUUCAACAAUUCAGAAACUCUCCCUUUACUAACUACAGGAUGAACUGCCAUAAGAGAUUUUUACCAUUUUGAAGGCAUCAGACAAAUUGUGCUAAACUAUGUUGGCCAAACCCGAUUCAUAAUGACUCUUGGAAGGACACUUCAUUCCACUGAUGAUUUCCCUCCCUUUCACAGCAGAAGCACAAAACUACCGAACCGUAAAUCAUAUUUUUUUGACAUCACUUUGAGUAAUUUGCAGAUGGCAGUAAGAUCUGAAUUGGUUCUGCCACCCGACUUCAAUGACUUCUUAUGGGAUGAUGAUUUCGAUUGUCUUUUCCUUUGCAAUGGGAAUCCGAAUGAAGGGAUUGUUAUAGCUGAAAUUGAAUACCAAAGCAAUGAAUCACUGAAUACUAAGUUGAAAAAUGGUUGGGAGACAUUUUGUAACAACAAUGAAUUUCAACUAGGAGACACUAUCCGUUUCAAGUUUUUCGAUGGCAAAAAAAGUCCAUUUGUUCAUGUCUAUAGGAACAAUCCUUAGUUGCCUAUCAAUUUAAUCUUUAAUCAUGCUAUUUGUUGUAUGUGUCUUUGUGCUUAUGUACUUUAAGCUGAUGCUA